AGUCAGCGUUAAAUUUUAUAAAUGAAUUGAUUAAUGUGUGGGUUAAAGCCGCAUUAAAUAUAUUUGUUAAGGAGCCUUCUUUCAGUAUUUUUUAUUACGCAAUAUUUAUCAUUUUCUAUGUAAUAAGAAAUAUGAGGUAUUGAUAGAUAUUCUGGUCAUUCGCGUCUAAUCAUGUCAGGAGUACAAAAGAAAGCAAAAAAACCACGUUAUGGAAUUUUAGGAGUUAAGAAAACAGAUAGAAUAUUUUUUUCAGCUGCGGGAGAAGAUUGGUCCUCAGAUUCGGAAGAUGACGAUUAUCACCCACCAGGCGAAGAUGAAAUUGUUGAAAUUAACACAAAGAAACGAAAACAAGAGAGAAGAAAGAAACAAGCUAUUAUUAAAGAAGAAAAGAAAAAGGGAAAGAUUGAUAUCAAAUUAAAACAGGGGAUAACUACGUGGCACCUUCUACCACCGGAAAUUUUAGUUAAAAUAUUAAAAUUUUGUUCAAUGAACGAAGGUCAUCUCAGACUUGAUGUAUUAGGUACAGUUUGUAACGAUUGGAAGAGAGUAGCCCGUACAGAAUCAUUAUGGAAGUAUGUUGAUUUAGCUAGAGGAUCGGAAAUGCUAAAUAAAAAAGAUUUAGAAUCAACAUCUAAAAAACUUUACCCUCUGAUGCGUAAAACAGAAAGAAUAGUACUUAACAAAUCAAUUACGAUGUCGCAAUUCACAAAUUUGAUACGAAAUUUCCAAGAAAUUCGUGAAAUCUCUUUCAAAGGUUGUUCCAAAUUAAAACCUGAAUUAUUAACAGAAAUUGCGGAAUCGGGAAAUUUAAAAAAUUUACAAGGCGUCGAUUUUAAUGGAACGUUUCAAGAUUUUAUUGGAUUGAAAGAUAUGUUUGUAUUCAUCAAUAAUAUCUUACCUAACUUGACAAAAUUAGUCUUGUCAAAUAACAAGUUUAACAAAAAAACAAUAACAGCAAUCUUUCAAAAGGUUGCAUCCGAUUGCACAAAACUCAAAAUAUUUGAACUGGAAAAUUGCCAUUCAUCCGCAAUACCUCAGCUAGAUUACCUAAGCAUGUGUAAAAAUUGCCGUUCGUUGAGAGUGUUGAAUUUCAACGAUACUCUAUUCCAUCCAUUUAAUUCGUCAGGAAAUAGUCAAAAUGAUGAAACAACGUAUAAACUUAACCUUGAAGAAUUCAGAAUGAGUCAAUUUCUUCAUGUUAAUAUUUAUGUUUCUCCCUCGUUUAUUACAGAUUUUAUUGGGAUGUGUGACAAUCUAACUUUACUCGAUGUUAAUCAUUUGCGUAAUUGCAACAGUUUCAACUUUCUACUCAAAUUACAUGCUCAAAAAUUGAAACAUCUGUAUCUUAGUAAUACCUUUACUAAGAAUUUGGUCGAUGAUCUAGAAAUGGAAUUACAAGUUAGACAAGUGUUUUCAAGAUGGGGACCGUCUUUGUUAGAUUUGGAUCUAUCCAAGAAUCUUUUGCCAAGUACCGUUUGGGAUGCUAUUUUUGAUAGUUUCGGACCAAAUCCCUCAUUAAUAACAUUAAAUUUGGAAAGUAGUAAUAUAGCUAUAGACACUUUAGAUUAUAUUAUGAAAACCUUUCAUAAACUACGUUACGUAAAUAUAAGUUUAUGCCGAACUAUCAGAGAGAGAGGAAUUAAGAGAGAGUAUCAAGCCGAAGAGAUAAACAUCCUUCGAAGUAAAUUCUAUUCCUAA
Dimorphilus gyrociliatus is the source of this 1698-nucleotide messenger RNA. The record is from the annotation of a GenBank genome assembly. NCBI's taxonomy places the organism in Eukaryota, Metazoa, Annelida, Polychaeta, Dinophilidae.